This is a messenger RNA of Capronia coronata CBS 617.96, 951 nucleotides long. RefSeq lists its product as uncharacterized. Bases 1 to 951 code for a protein of 316 amino acids. The record is from RefSeq and is a predicted model, not a curated record. The transcript has 3 exons. NCBI's taxonomy places the organism in Eukaryota, Fungi, Ascomycota, Eurotiomycetes, Chaetothyriales, Herpotrichiellaceae.
AUGGGAGAAUACAUCGAGACACAACGAGUUGCCUUAACCUCGGACAAGGCCGAGACCCCAUACUUGACGCAUCGGGUCAGGAGAAUACCACGAUCAGCUCCUCUGUCCGAAUUCAUCGAGGCCGUGGAACAAGACGGCUGCGUGAUCAUCAGCGACUUCACCGACAAAGCGACAGUAGACCAGGCAAAUCAGGAGGUCCAACCCUGGUUAGAGAAGCAAGACAGCGGAGCAAAAGUCGGCGCCCUCGGCGGCAAGACCAGAACGGUGACCAGACUCGUGGGCCGAAGCCGCACGGUUCGAGAAAAGUUCUUCUCCGACCCGAUCUACCAAGGACUCUGCGAACACUUCCUGGCCCUCGAGACCACACAUUGGUACGGGCCCAACCCUCUAACGACGACCAGUCAUCCCCUGCUCUCCAUCUCCAUCACCUUCGACAUCCCCCCUGGGACGCCAGCCCAAGGUCUGCACCGCGACGACAAGAACCACCACGCCCGUCACAGCAGAGCCGACAAGUACGACAAGAACCGGGAUAUGCUAUUGGGCCUGUUCGUCCCCGGCUGCAACACCUCGAAAGCCAACGGCGCCACGCGCAUUGCGCCCGGCAGUCAUCUCUGGGGCGACGACCAGCCGGACUUUGGGCCGACCGGAGACCGGGGCGUUCUCGAUGCCGAGAUGAAGGUGGGCGAGGCAUUCGUCAUGCUGGGCAGUCUGUACCAUGGUGGCGGAGCAUACGAAAAGCCCUUGGACAACGGUGGCCCGGAGACCAGGACAGUGCAUGCCAUGUUCUCGUGCACGGGGGUGCAUCGGCAGGAAGAGAUUUCUUUCUUGUCCUAUCCCGUUGAUGAGGUCAAGACAUGGUCACCGCUCGUGCAGGCCCGGCUGGGCUGGAAGCAGAGCGAGCCGAAUCUGGGCUGGGUAGACCUCAAGAGUCCGGAGUUUCUUCUUCAAUAG